AUGCCUGGUGUUCCACCCGACGCGCUCGAGCAAGUCAAGAAGGGCUUCAGGCGCUUCUUCAGCAGCCGCAAGAAGUCUAAGAAGCAACCCGCCCAACAGGCCGAGCCUGCUCCUGCUGCGACAACUGCUGCCCCCGUCGCUGCUGCUGCUGCGGCCAGUGAGACAGCUCCCGCGAAACCCACCGCCCCCACUGCCACUCCGGACUCUGCCCCAGAUGCUACCAAGGCGCCCGAGGCACAGGAUGCGGCCGCUGCGGCCCCUGUCGCCCCUGAGAUGACCGCUACUGCCGGCCCCGUCGAGACUCAUUACGAGCCCGAGCCUGCUGCUUCUGCUGCUGCUGCUCCUGCCCCUGCCGCCGCCGCCGCCGCCGCCGCUGCUCCUGCACCUGCUGCGCAGCCCGAGGCCGCUGUUACUAAGCCCGAGGAGCCUGCUGCUCAGAGCGAGACCCCUGCUGCUAAGCCCGAAGAACCUGUCAAGCCCGAGGAACCUGUCGCUAAGCCUGAGGAGGCUGCUGUGAAGCCCGAGGAGCCCGUCGCUAAGCCCGUGGAAUCCGCUGUUAAGCCCGAGGAACCAGUCGCUAAGACCGAGGCCCCUGCAACCGAGGAACCCGCUGCCGUACCCGAGGCCACUGCCGCUGCACCUGUGGAACCUGCCAAGACCGAUGCACCCGCUAAAUAG
Messenger RNA from Penicillium griseofulvum, 678 nucleotides. RefSeq lists its product as uncharacterized. Bases 1 to 678 code for a protein of 225 amino acids. The record is from RefSeq and is a predicted model, not a curated record. NCBI's taxonomy places the organism in Eukaryota, Fungi, Ascomycota, Eurotiomycetes, Eurotiales, Aspergillaceae. The transcript is spliced from 4 exons.